AUGGCGCAUCCCGUUGAGUACGUCGUGUUCGCAAUAUUGAUGGCUACAAAUUUGGGCUUGGGUCUUUACUUUGCGAUCCGAACGAAGAACAGCAUUGUGACGUUGGACGAGGUUUUCCUGGGCAGUCGCACCCUGAAGACACUGCCACUCGCCAUGUCAGCGUUCGCCUCGAUGAUGUCUUCUGGAAUGAUUAUAGUCAUGCCGGCCUAUUACUACAAGCAUGGCUUUCACAUGGGGUACAUGUUCCUCGUACUUGUCAUCCUUAUUCCUGUGACCACCCGUAUCAUCAUCCCCGUGCUCUACCGUUUGAAAGUUACGUCUGUUUUUGAGUACGUCCGCAUGCGGUUCGGAACAAAGACUUCUCUCGCCACGUGUCUGCUUUACUUCUUCCUCAUGCAAACCACUGGAGCUGUGUCCAUAUUCGCCUCUUCGGUGGCGAUAUCUGCGGUUUCCCAAUUAGCAGCAGGUCAGUAA
Molecule: messenger RNA, 474 nt
Organism: Ixodes scapularis (black-legged tick)
Lineage: Eukaryota; Metazoa; Arthropoda; Arachnida; Ixodida; Ixodidae
Product: putative sodium-dependent multivitamin transporter
Exons: 4
Coding region: 1-474 (157 amino acids)
Biological process (GO): transmembrane transport; sodium ion transport
Cellular component (GO): membrane
Molecular function (GO): symporter activity
Source: RefSeq, a predicted model, not a curated record